AUGUGGUUGGUAGGAUGUUUUGCAACUUAGUUAUUUCUAGGAUAUCCUUUAUUCUAAAAAACAUCAUCAUUUGAUCAACUAUCAAAAAUUUUUGAAAUGAUUUCAAUAUAAUUUAUAAUUUAUCAGUAAAAUUAGUACCAACUUUUCAUUCAUCUAAAAUAGUCCAAAUGUUAGAAUUAUUUUAUUAAUUAGAAUUAAAAAUUGGAACUUAAAACUUUGAAAAUGUAUGAGGAUAAAUUUAAUAUUAAUCUACUUGAUUCAGAAUUUUUAAUAUAAAUAAUUUUUAGUAGUUGUAUUUGGAAUCCAAUAAAUCAAGUUUAAAAACAAUCCAAGGUUCAAAUGGGUAAGAAACCUAUAAUUAGAGAUGGGCACUAUGGAAUACUUCGUAGAUUUACUAAAGAAAUUACUAGAAUUUCAUUCAGCUUUAUGUUCACUGCUAGCCAAUGUUUGUAACAUCCAUUUUUAAGUGAUUUUUAAUUUAAUAUUAAUGAAAUUAUAAAAUAGGACCUCUAAUAAUAAUGA
Molecule: messenger RNA, 522 nt
Organism: Paramecium pentaurelia
Lineage: Eukaryota; Ciliophora; Oligohymenophorea; Peniculida; Parameciidae
Source: the annotation of a GenBank genome assembly